UCGAGCUUUGGCAGAGCAGAGAUGAGCAGGGCGGAGACCGGCGGGCUACAAUUGACUUGCGAUGGCGCGCGCCGACUGAUUUAAGAACGCAAAGUGCCGCCCCCGCGCGCCAUCGAUGCGGCGUCGGCUGAGCACCUCAGUGGAAGCACCAUAAAGGAGGCUGCCCCAGGAUGGCACGCUGGCUGCUCCUCGCCCUCGCCACGACAACAAGCGCCACGACGCGCCUCACGCGCCCCGCCGCGAAGCAGGCCUUCUUCGUCCUGAAGCGGGGGCACUCCGGCUCGACGUGGCUCUCGGCGCUGCUCCUGAACCUACCUCUAACCUACUUCUUCGACGAGCUGGUGGGAGCCUCGGCCAACUUCGACGCCAAGAAGCUCGAGGCCAUCUUCGUCCAAGCGCUCCGGGCGCCGUCGGGCCGCGGUAGUUCGCCCGCGUGGUCGAAGUCGUCGGGCGACCCCGCCGUCCAAAGGUGCUGGAAGAACCGCGCCACGUGCCAACUGAACGCCAUCGGGUUUUCAUUCUCUCCGCUGUUGGGAAAUCGAAGAAGGCUAAGGCCGGGCAUCGCCAGUACGCUGCAAGGUGUUAUAACAAAAACGCGCGCGAAACCGAUCCUCUUCCUGCGGACGAACGUCGUCAAAUUAUCGAGAGCGGUCAACGGCGACAAGACCGCUCUCAGAAUAGCUGGGGUCCAUCGGCAAUUGUUGCGACAUCGAACACCUCACCGGGGCAACUGGUCUUUGCCUUUGUUCGUGAAGAGCGUCAACGACGCGAUCCGGCGCAAUAAUGACCUGCUCGGGAUCCGAAGCAAAGUUCAUGCGGAGUGGCUUGUGGUCUACUACGAGCGGCUCCAGACCGACACGGCCGACGUCAUGGAUUCUAUUAGACGAUUGUUGGUCAUGCCGCGCAUGGAUUCAAAAGUCUUAGCUCGCGCUCCGGGCAAGAAGACGACUUCUGAUGACUUGCGCGACGUCGUGUUUAAUUUCAACGAGCUCGAGGCCGCGCUCGAAGGGCGGUACCAUAACCCGUGCGUGUUGAAGAUGCUGCGCGAGGUGACGCCGACGGUCCACCCCGUGUGUGACGUGCUCGCGUAAUGUGGGUUG
Messenger RNA from Pelagomonas calceolata, 1100 nucleotides. NCBI's taxonomy places the organism in Eukaryota, Pelagophyceae, Pelagomonadales, Pelagomonadaceae. The record is from the annotation of a GenBank genome assembly.